Messenger RNA from Rhodotorula toruloides NP11, 429 nucleotides. RefSeq lists its product as uncharacterized. The transcript has 3 exons. The coding region runs from base 1 to 429 and encodes 142 amino acids. NCBI's taxonomy places the organism in Eukaryota, Fungi, Basidiomycota, Microbotryomycetes, Sporidiobolales, Sporidiobolaceae. The record is from RefSeq and is a predicted model, not a curated record. Gene Ontology annotation, cellular component: mitochondrial matrix. Gene Ontology annotation, biological process: mitochondrial proton-transporting ATP synthase complex assembly.
AUGGCUAGUCUGCCUCAGCUGUACCGCUCUACACUGCGCCAGUUCGUCAAGAACUCCAUCCACCCGCGCUCGGCUCGCUCGCCGAGCAUCCCGUCACACCUGAGGGUUCUGUUCGAGAGCGGGCGGACGAUUGAGGCGGGUUCGGCGGCGGCGAGCAAGUUUGAGCGAGAUGUCGAGAACAUGGUGGUCUUCUUGCGGGCGCGGAGGAUCCACAAGGAACUCGUCGACCGCUACAACCCCACGCACGAUAUGAGCCAGGCUGAGCGGAUUGAGGCGACAGCACACCGAGUAGGACUGCAAGGGCCGGUUGAGUACGACGCGAGCAACCCCCGGCCACUGCCGAUGGAGGGCGAGACGGAAGGCGAGCAGGGCAAGGAGCAGGAGAACGGCAAGGGCAGCUUGCAGACGAUGUUUGCGCCGCAACAUUAG